AUGGUGAAAAUGACACAGGAUGGAGUGCGAGAAACAGACUCCAAGCGAGUAAAAGUGUACAUUUUGGAAGAUAACGAAUGGAAAGAUACUGGAACAGGGUUUUGUGUGGGGAAAGUAGGCGAAAUAGAUGUGCUGACGCCCGUUGUUGGUGUAAGAGACGAGGAGCCUGGGAGUUUAGCCGCUUAUUUGGUGGUCAACGACGAAGGGUCCCCAGACAAGACGCUACUGUGGUCCAAACUGGAGGGAAACAUCGAGUAUCAAAGACAAGAAGAGACUCUCAUUGUGUGGAAAGACCUUUCAGGCCAAGAUAUUGCACUGAGUUUUGAAGAAAGCACAGGAUGUGACGCGCUUUGUGACUUCAUUAUUCAGAUUCAACAAACUACAGAAACUAAUAUAUCGCUAAUAGCAGUCCGUUCCAAUGACGAUGGUAUGGGUUCGGUACAUGAAAUCAUAACCGGUCCAGUGAACCUCCCGAGUAAUGAAAUGGAACAAGACGAAAAAUCGCUGAUGGACGCGCUCAAAAUCUUUAACGAAAACAUGGCAUUCGAGUACCUAAGAACGGGAACCAUAGAUUUUGUGCUCAAAAGCGCCUAUCUACUCACUCUGAUACACAUUUUUGAGAAUGCGGAAUCUAAACACCGGCUUCGUGAGCUCCUCUUGCUAAGCAAUAUCGUCAAGACCUUGACGCUUUAUAAUCAUAGAGACGUUCUGGAACAGAUGGUAGAUGACGAGCAUAUCGUGGGCAUCGUCGGCAUUCUCGAAUAUGACACCGAAUUCCCGUUAAGCAAAGCAAAUCAUCGUGACUAUUUGCUGCAAGCAGGUCCGCACUUCAAAGAAGUGGUACCGUUAAAAAGUGAGGAGAUCAAGACGAUCAUGAAAAAAACCUAUCGAUUGCAAUUUCUCAAGGAUGUGGUAUUAGUACGGUUUUUGGAUGAUCAUACUUUCAGCAUGAUCUCAGAUGUGAUCUUGGAUUCACAAAACUGCAUAAUUGAUUUUAUACAAACGGAACCAUUUCUUCAAAGGGUAAUGUCGCUGUUCGAGAUCGACACAGAGAUGGAAAAGAAAAGGGAUGGUGUCCGCAUGUUACACCAAUGUGUUCAGAUAACUAAGAAUCUAGAACACGCGGAAAAAUCAAGAUUUUUUAAAGCUUUGGUAAGGGCGGGCCUUUUCAAAAUUUUCGAUUUCGCCUUUAGUAUGGAAACAGAUAGUGGGAUUAGGAUUCUGGCCACGGAUAUGGUCAUCAGUAUUAUUGAGCAUGACAUUUUGUUGAUCAAUACGGUACAAAAUGAGCACCUCCAUCAGACGGGGCUAAUGGAUCAAGGCCAGCGGCAAUCAGACGGGACAUUGACCCUGGCGCAAUCCAGCGCUUCUUCGGAUAUUUCUCUAUUAUCUAUCUUGUCGCAGAUCUUGAUAGCGGAUAAGAAUAUGGGAUUGAAAGAACAGGUGGUACAAGCUCUUAAUACUCUCCUUCAUCCGGAAGGCUGCAUGGGUAUUGACUCAGACUACAACGAACCUGGGAAUAUGGACAUAAUAAUGGGUUCGGAUGAUCAACCGAGUAAUGGAAGCGGGGAGAACCCUGUCAUGAAUAAUCUGAGUCUUCAAAUGAAAGAGUACUUCAACAAUUUUUAUACUCAAGUUGCACCCAUUCUCUUUGGACCGCUGAUGAAAAGCGGGCAAAAUAAUUCAGAUGAGGAUAUUCUUCUCAUAUAUUUGGUAAAAUUGGUCAGCUUCGUUGCUGCUGAGCAUAGCCGCCUGGUGUCUCGAGAAUUUAUUCUGGAACAUAACAUCCUUGCAAAUAUCAGCAAGCUUAUCGCGUCACCCCAUAUACUACAGCUUCAACUUACCGCUGUUAGGUGCUUGAAAGGCAUUGUCAGUCUCAAUGACGAUAUCUAUCACAAGCAUAUGAUUUCCAACAACUUAUACCAGCCCAUUUUCGAUUUGCUGCGAAGAAACCUUCAUAAUGACAACAUGGCUAACUCAUGUCUGCUUGAUUUUUUUAAAACAAUCGCAUCACAGUCAUUACGAGCUAAAGAACUUUGUUCAGGCGAAAGCAUGAAUUUCAUUCUUCUCAACAAACACCUCGUGGAAAACUUCAGGGAAGAUCUCAUGGCUGUUAGUUGUGUUCCUUUUGCUCAGGAAAUGAUUAGAAUAAACGAUACAGAAGAAGAGCCGCACAAUUGGGAGAUUAGUAGAAACAAGAAGACGACCAAGGACGUCGUCAAAAGAACCUUUUCUGAGGUUUCGGAGUCAUUGGGCUCCUCGACGGAAGUCAAAGAAGAAGAGGUAACCUCGACCUUCAAAAAGGCAAUGGAGAAGUUGGCGGCUGCUCCUGCACCAAAAUCUAUUGGGAAAGAUUUUCUGGGCAAUGGAACUUGA
Messenger RNA from Lachancea lanzarotensis, 2376 nucleotides. It is a transcript of the gene PSY2, whose product is annotated as LALA0S12e03136g1_1. Gene Ontology annotation, molecular function: protein phosphatase activator activity. Gene Ontology annotation, biological process: DNA damage response; protein dephosphorylation. NCBI's taxonomy places the organism in Eukaryota, Fungi, Ascomycota, Saccharomycetes, Saccharomycetales, Saccharomycetaceae. The transcript has a single exon. Gene Ontology annotation, cellular component: protein phosphatase 4 complex; nucleoplasm. The record is from RefSeq and is a predicted model, not a curated record. Bases 1 to 2376 code for a protein of 791 amino acids.